Molecule: messenger RNA, 1776 nt
Organism: Magallana angulata
Lineage: Eukaryota; Metazoa; Mollusca; Bivalvia; Ostreida; Ostreidae
Product: 28S ribosomal protein S17, mitochondrial-like
Exons: 2
Coding region: 93-686 (197 amino acids)
Biological process (GO): mitochondrial translation
Cellular component (GO): mitochondrial small ribosomal subunit
Molecular function (GO): structural constituent of ribosome
Source: RefSeq, a predicted model, not a curated record
AAUAUUAGUAUCCCAUGCGUAGAUCCGAUAACAUAAUUCGUUGUAGGAAAAAAAUAUAAUAAAAUCGAAGGUUGAGUAAUUUGGUCAUAAAAAUGCCUUUACGUUUGAAUGUAGCAAAAGAAAAGUUUAGGGUAUAUAAAAAGCUUCCAAAAAACAUUUUGAGACAGCAAGGUGUCGAGGUUAAACCACCGGAGAGGCCAGUGAGAGAUAUAUUUGCUGGAACGGUGAUGAAAAGAAGUGUGGGAACUCCCGAGACAUUAAAAGUCAGGGUUUUAAAGUUGAAGUUGGACACAUAUAUUACAAAGUAUUACUACAAAAGGCUGGAUUAUUGGGUGCUAGAAAAAGAUCUUAAGGUGAAAAUUGGAGACCUUGUUCUUAUUCGGUUAAUGGAUGAAGCCUAUUCCCCACGUGUGAAGUUUGAAAUUUACAAGUACCUACAUCAGCUUGGUGAAAUGAUCUGCCCAGUCACUGGACAGGGUGUUAGGGGACUAGAGUAUGUUGACCCAGCAAGGACUGACCAUAUUGGAAAUUUCCCAGAAAAAUGGCAAGAUAAUGUGAUGAACAACACCAUGGUUCAAAGAAUGCGUUUGUUGGAGCUUGGAAGAGAACUAGAAACCAAAGAACAGGAAUUGAACAAUGAUGAUGAGGACGAUGAUGAAGAUGAUGAUGGGGAAACUUUUGUGUGAAUUAUUAAAUUGUAGUUUCAUGAUAUGCAUAAAUAAAUGUAUAGAGACACAUAAGCAGCAAAGUGUGAUAAUUUUAAUUAAAAAACUUGUAAGCCCUUAUAACAUUAGAAGUUUUUUUUUUUAAACUUUUAUGGUCAACAACUAAUUAAAGAGCAGAAAUGGCAGAAUUUUGCCAAGAGUUGAUAUGUUUGGGGCUAACAAGUGACUUACGAAAUGUAGAAUACUGUAUAUCAGUGGUUAUUGUCAGGUUAGAGUUCAGAGGUCAGUGAAAGAGGUUAGAGAUCAGAUUUGCUCUCAAUGUACUGUCUAUAAUUAGUUCAUCUAAUGGAUGGUAUGGCUUUCCCAUGAGCCUGUCUGUCCAUUCUUGUUUUCAUAUCCAAGUUUUUUUUGUCUCUGCGAGACCCCAACCAAUUUAACACUUAGACUGCUAAUGCAUCUCAGGAGGAAAGUACCGGGUAUAUUUAACAGAAGGUCGCUGUCACCUUGUUUUGAAAUUAUUCAAAUCAUUUAAAAUCAUUUUAGAAACAGUUAGGCCAAGAACAUUAAACUUUUUCAUCCGACAGCCAUGCAGAAACAAGUUGGCAUAAUGUGUUGCGACCCAAGAGAAACAUGGCCUCUUCUUGAGUACUUGUUUGCUCCGUUACACACUGAAUAUGUGGAGAAAAUAUAAAAUAUACUCCUCUAAAUUGUCCAGAUGUUUUAGCAUUUGACUUCAUACACCUGCACAUGCUUUGAUCAUUGUUGCACUGGUAAGUAGCUGGUUUUAAUUUAUACCUUCCAUAUCAAGAAUUUUUUCACACAAAUUCAAUGCUUUUUUCAGUAAUUUUAUUUUAUGUCAUAAAAACAAUAAAUAUUUUAACAAAUUAUCAAAAACGUACAUUAAAUGAUUUGGCAUAUAAAAAAUCAUUACCGGUAUAUGCCUGGACAUUGUGAAAUAAUUCUAAGGAUUUUCACAGGUCGCAUUCUUGCAGAAACCUAGCAUAUGUAUUGAAAACUCUUUUCUUUUCUUUUUCUCUACGGGUAAACCAUGUAUACACAAUAGACCACUUUGUUACACUGAGAAAAAUUCUUAAUGAAAAUUAACCUAAAA